AUAUUUACUUCGUUUCACUGGUUGCAACAGAAGAAUUAUACGUAAACGUAACCCACGUAAACCAAAGUAAACAACGAUCGUUAGAAAACGAUUAUACAAAUAUUUAUUAAAUAAGAUAUGGAAGACUCGUUAAAGAAUGAAACUAGUAGUAUUAAUGAUAAUCCAAUUGUUUUCCUGGAUAUAGCAGUUGAAUCAGAAAAAGUUGGAAGAGUUGUAAUACAGCUUUUUAAAGAUGUUGUACCACGAACAGCAGAAAAUUUUCGUGCUUUGUGUACUGGAGAAAAAGGUAUUGGGAUUAAUGGAAAAAAAUUACAUUACAAAGGAUCAAUAUUCCAUAAAGUGUUACCACAGUUUAUGAUCCAAGGUGGGGACAUAAUAAAUUUUGAUGGAACAAGUGGAGAAAGUAUAUAUGGAGCACAAUUUGAAGAUGAAAAUUUUAAACUUUCGCAUACAUCAGGUGGAUUAUUAAGUAUGGUAAACGAGGGUUAUCCUAAUAGCAACAGUUCUCAAUUUGUUAUUACUAUUUCGGCUAGUACACAUUUAGAUAAUACCAAUGUAGUUUUUGGGAAAGUUUUGAAAGGGAUGGGAGUUAUAUUGGAAGUAUCUCAAGUGUCUACAGUAAAGGAUGUUCCAGUCGAGAAAAUACACAUAACAAACUGCGGAGAAUUAAAGGAAGGUCAGGAUUGGGGAUUGGAAGAAAAUGAUGGCACAGAAGAUGUUUUUACCCCAUGGCCGGAAGAUUGGGAUUAUUGUAUGAAUAUCAAAGGAGUCGAUGACACAUACAUAACGGAAGUUAUCAGAAAGAUAAAAGAUUCAGGAAAUGAUUAUUUUUCACAAAAGAAUUAUGUGGAUGCAGGCAGGAAAUAUAAGAAAGCAUUACGUUACUAUAAGUGGAUGCUCAAGACAGUGGAUAUAUCAAAACCUUGUAAUGAAACGCUAAUAAAUACUAGAAUGGCUCUAUUGCUUAAUCUUGCAGCUGUUAAAUUAAAAGCAAAGAAACAUCGUGAAGUAUUAAAGUUAUGUACAGAGGUUUUACAGUUGGAUAAGAACAAUAGUAAAGCACUAUUUCGUAGAAGUCAAGCAUAUAUGGGAUUAAAUGAAUAUGAUUUAGGUUUGAGAGACUUAAAACGGGCAUCGUCAAUAUCCCCCAAUAAUAAGGACAUUUUAAUAGAAAUAGAAAAAGUGAAAAAAGUUAUGAGUUCAUAUCUAGCGAUUGAAAAAGCAUCAUGUCAAAGAAUGUUCAAAUAAGAACAAGACAUUUUAUAAAAUAUUUGUAAAUAUAGCAAAAUAUUACAUAUGCAUCAAUAUUUUUAUAUUAAACACUAGUGGUAUUUAAUCAAUUUUGUAAAUGUAUUAUAUACACAAUAUGUUUUCAUAUAUUAUUUAAUUUUUAUAUUUUAUUAUUGACAGUAAUUCUCAGAACCUGAAACAUUUUCUCAUAUAAGAGAAAGUAUCAAAUUUGACACACAGCAUAUAAAUAAAUAUAUUUUUAAUACAAAUUUUCUUUCAUUUAAGAAGAAUGCAGCUGAUAGAAUUGUAUGCAUUCAACAUACUACCGCGAAGAUAAAUUUAUCCUAUCCUAUAAAAGUUAC
Molecule: messenger RNA, 1592 nt
Organism: Hylaeus volcanicus
Lineage: Eukaryota; Metazoa; Arthropoda; Insecta; Hymenoptera; Colletidae
Gene: Cyp40
Product: peptidyl-prolyl cis-trans isomerase D
Exons: 6
Coding region: 118-1248 (376 amino acids)
Biological process (GO): protein peptidyl-prolyl isomerization
Cellular component (GO): intracellular membrane-bounded organelle
Molecular function (GO): protein binding; peptidyl-prolyl cis-trans isomerase activity
Source: RefSeq, a predicted model, not a curated record